AUGACACCUCCAAACUCGGCGUUGUAUAUCACAUGUCUGUUCUUGACGAAUAUCGCUCCUAUGGCAACUUUAUAUCAAUCGUCAUUACAUUUUCAAUCAGAUGAUGUUGGGGAAAGUGUGACUCUGCCAUGCGUCUGUGAUGAUGCAGCGAUGUUGUUUUACUGGUAUAAGCAAACUCCGGGACAGGAACCAAAGCUGGUGUCUACAUUCUAUAAGUAUAACAAUAACAGCUCCUUCCACCAUGAAUUUAAGAACAAUCUACGUUUCUCACUGGAAACUGAAAGCGGUAAAAGUCACUUAAAGAUUUCAGAUCUGAAAAUUUCAGACUCAGCCACUUACUAUUGCGUAGAGAGCAAUUUGCUUGACUUUAAAUUUUGCAACGGGGUGACUGUCAGUGUCCAGGGUUCACGUUUGAACCUCACAGUUUUGGUCCACCAGUCAGCAUCUGAUUCCAUCCAGCCUGGAGGCUCUGUGACUCUGAACUGUACAGUUCACACUGGGACCUGUGAUGGCCAACACAGUGUUUACUGGUUCAAAGACUCUGAAGAAUCUCAUCCAGGACUCAUUUACACCCAUGGAGGCAGGAAUGAUCAGUGUGAGAGGAAACCCAACACACAAACACACACCUGUGUCUACAACCUGCCAAUGAAGAGCCUGAAUCUGUCUCAUGCUGGGACCUACUACUGUGCUGUUGCCUCGUGUGGACACAUACUGUUUGGAGACGGGACCAAGCUGGUCUUUAAGGAUGACAGGGGCUCUCUGGUCUUGGUGUACUUUUUGAGUGGAGCGUUGGCGUUCACCAACAUCCUGGUUGUUUUACUGGCUUUCUCAGUGUAUAAGAUGAACAAAAGAAACAGCCAAAGUGCAGAGCGUAAUGUAACAUUUUCAGCAAGUUCCACUCAGAAUACAGCGUUAUGUCAAGACGCAGAGAACCUCCAUUACGCUGCUUUGAGGGAUCACAACCGCAACAGAUCAAGAAGACCGAGGGACAACACCCAGACUGAAUGUGUGUACUCCGGCGUAAGGCCGUAGAGCUGGACAUGAUUCUGUGAACCAAGACAUCUGCUAUUGCUCCUGGAACAUCAACACUUAUGAGUUCAAAAAUGCAAUGAAUACAAAGGCUUGCUUUGCAAGAAAAGCUCUCCUACUGAAAAAAACACUGCAAGACUUUCACUGAUUAGACCAAAUAUAUAGAACUACACUCACAGGUCUUCCACAUAGCCGGAGAUGUAAGAAGCUUUUUGCUGUUCACAGUACAGAGAGGAGAUCUCACAACAUCUUGUGUCUUUGUGUCUGUGGUAAGAGGCAGGAUGUCAAUUCUUCUCCCUAUAGACUAAGGUGGGUUUGUUGGGUGAUAAGAUAGGAACUGCUGCAUAAUGUUACUUUGUUUUCUCUUGCCCUGACAUAAUAUAACUAGAUGGAAAAAAGAGCUUUGAAUCUGAGCAAUAGAUCCUAUGCAGAUCUAAAUUAAGCAAGUAUUUGACAGGUGUUAAUAUCCUUUACUAAGUUAAAAGCAGAGAUGCAACAAUGUGGGUGCAAGAAUUGCAUUUACAGGGGAACAAGUGAAGAUGAGUGAGAUCGAGAGCAGUCCUAAUCAGCCUGUCAGAACGGAUAGCGUCUCCUGUGGCUCUGGAGGAGUUUUGUCAAGCUUUGGUUUUGAAGACAGCUUUUGCAAUUUACAAAUUAGUCAUUCACCAGGCAGUCUGGGUCUAAUGAAAAUAUGCUAUUAUUAGUUUAAAUUGAUCCCAAACAUUUAAAGUAAGAAUAAUCAAUUUACUAAAACCUGUCACUUUAGAAAAUAUGAAUAUAAACAAGUGGGACAGGUAACAGUAAUAGCUACAAAACUGCUCAAUACUCAAAACUAAUUCAAAGUUAUCAAAAUAUAUGAUUAUGAUUCAUCAAACCCAACAGUCUCUCACUCACAAAAUGUACAUUAAAUCAAAGAUCAAUCAGAUUCAGAGGUGUGAAAAUCAAAUGUCUCUUUAUCAAAUAAAUGAA
This is a messenger RNA of Anoplopoma fimbria (sablefish), 1998 nucleotides long. RefSeq lists its product as uncharacterized. Gene Ontology annotation, biological process: response to bacterium. Bases 1 to 1032 code for a protein of 343 amino acids. The record is from RefSeq and is a predicted model, not a curated record. Lineage: Eukaryota; Metazoa; Chordata; Actinopteri; Perciformes; Anoplopomatidae. The transcript is spliced from 5 exons.